AUGACCACUACCCCUGGCUUAGGGGAAUGGAAACCCUUUGGGAAUGGACUCGGUCGAGCUAGGCAAACUCGACCGAUUGGUCAAGGAGAUGCUCCAAACCGCCACCAACAGAGACAAGGGAUUGUUCCACCACCAGUGCAGAACCACAACUUUGAGAUCAAGCUGGGAAUGAUCAACCUUGUCCAGAACAAGAUGUUCCAUGGAUUGCCAAGUGAAGACCCCAUUGACCACCUUGAUGAGUUUGAUAGGCUUUGUGAUUUGACAAAGAUCAAUGGUGUCUCUGAAGAUGCCAUCAAGCUGAGACUCUUUCCUAUGUCUCUAGCUGACAAAGCUCACCAAUGGGAGAAGAGCUUGCCCCAUGGCACAAUCACCACUUGGGAUGAAUGCAAGAAGGCCUUUCUUGCUAAGUUUUUCUCCACCGGUCGCACAGCCAAGCUUAGAGGAGAGAUAUCCAGCUUCAUCCAGCGAAACAAUGAGACAUUCGCAGAGGCUUGGGAGAGGUUCAAAGGCUACACAAGUCAGUGCCCACACCAUGGAUUCAACAAUGAAUCACUACUCUCCACUCUUUAUAGAGGAUGCUUGCCUAGGUAUAGGGAGAUGCUAGACACAGCUAGCAAUGGGAACUUCCUCAACCAGGAUGUAGAUGAUGGCUGGCAACUUGUGGAGAACAUGGCCAUAUCAACAGAAUGCUAUGGAGAGCAUAUGAAAGUACAGACUGGAGCUCGACCGCGCACUCGAUCGAGCUGGACGCUCAGAUGA
Messenger RNA from Microthlaspi erraticum, 759 nucleotides. NCBI's taxonomy places the organism in Eukaryota, Viridiplantae, Streptophyta, Magnoliopsida, Brassicales, Brassicaceae. The record is from the annotation of a GenBank genome assembly.